AUGGAGCUUCUGGUGCGGGUCCAGCGGGCGAACGGCUCCCGGCCUGCAGGCUGCGGCGUGGCUCUGGCUCUAGAGUACUGGCCGCUGUGUGACACGUGGGGGAUCGUGGUCCAGGCCGUGGCUGGAGUGGGUUUGGUCAUCUGUGUGGUGCUGAUGCUGGCUCUGCUGCUGUGGUCAGCGUGUGCGUCCCGCCGGAGGACCAGUGUGCUGGCAGCGCUGCUGCUCUUCCUGUUGGCCACGGCGGGUAUAUUCGCCCUUCCCUACUCCUUCCUCAUUGCUCUGUCUCCGCAGACGUGUCCGGUGCGGGUGUUUGCGUUCGGCGUGUUGUUCAGCGUGGCAUUCGGUGCUUUGCUUGCACGCGGUCUGUCUCUGCUGGGGGUGGCCCUGGCCCGCGGCUGGAGGGAGGUGGGUGUGACUGCGGCGCUGGCGCUGGUGCAGGUGAUCAUAGCCACCGAGUGGCUGCUGGUGGUGCUGGUGCAGGACAAGAGGACCUGCCAGUUUUCACAGCCAGAGUUUGCCAUGCUGCAGAUUUACGUGAUGGUCCUAUUAGCCACGGCGCUGAUGACGGCGCUGCGUUUCCUCUGGUACACCUGUGUCACCUACAGCUACAGGGACAGCGGACAGAUGCAUCGGCAGAACAAAGUGCAGGCGGCUCUGCUGGUCCUGACGCUGCUGCUGAGUGUCUGCGUCUGGCUCGUCUGGAUCACGCUCCUCACAUACGGGAACCGUGCCAUGGGCCGCAGCCCGCUCUGGGACGACCCCGUGAUCAGCGUGGCUCUGGCCGCUAACGGCUGGGUGCUGCUACUGGGACAUGGUUUCACUCAGGUCCGCUUCAUGUGCAAGCACAACGCUCGUACCAAAGACCCACCGCUGGACUUCACGGGCUGGACGAGCCCCAGAACAUCACCAGCGGCUCCACCGGACCUGAACACCGGCACCGACAACGAGGGCUUCCAGACGGACACGGACACGGACCCGGACGCGCGGAGAGGUAACCUCAGAUCAGAUGAACAUACUUCUCAUUCUUGCUUUUUUGUACUGAAUGUGUCUUUAAUAUGA
This is a messenger RNA of Carassius carassius (crucian carp), 1059 nucleotides long. RefSeq names its product G-protein coupled receptor family C group 5 member B. The transcript has a single exon. The record is from RefSeq and is a predicted model, not a curated record. Gene Ontology annotation, biological process: G protein-coupled receptor signaling pathway. NCBI's taxonomy places the organism in Eukaryota, Metazoa, Chordata, Actinopteri, Cypriniformes, Cyprinidae. Gene Ontology annotation, molecular function: protein kinase activator activity; G protein-coupled receptor activity. Gene Ontology annotation, cellular component: plasma membrane; signaling receptor complex; extracellular exosome. The coding region runs from base 1 to 1059 and encodes 352 amino acids.